CCAGAGCUUCUCUUCCAUAGUAGGACCCAAUGGAAGUGGCAAGUCCAAUGUGAUAGACUCCAUGCUUUUUGUCUUUGGUUAUCGUGCCAACAAGAUCCGCUCCAAGAAGAUUAGCAUUCUUAUUCACAGUAGUGAGAACCACCCCAACAUCAACAGCUGCUGCGUAGCUGUGCACUUUCAGAAGAUUACAGAUACAGGGCUGGGAGAUGAUGACUAUGAAGUUGUCCCUAACUCCAACUUCGUGGUGUCAAGAACAGCGUUCCGUGACAACAGCUCCUACUACCAGGUGGAUGGGAAGAAAAAGACAUACAAAGAGGUGGCGACACUUUUGAGAGGAAGUGGCAUUGAUUUGGACCACAACAGGUUUCUUAUUCUACAGGGUGAAGUAGAACAGAUAGCAAUGAUGAAACCCAAAGCACUAACAGAGCAUGAUGAAGGGAUGUUAGAGUUUCUGGAAGACAUAGUAGGCAGCAGCCGCUUCAAGGAACCCAUUGACCUUCUCAGCAAGAGGGUGGAAGAGUUAAAUGAACUCAGGGCAGAGAAGUUAAACAGAGUGAAGGCUGUGGAAAAGGACAAGGAUGACCUGCAGGGGGACAGGGACCUAGCAGUACAGUACCUACAGAUGGAGAAUGAUAUCACUAGGCAGAAGAAUGUGGCUUAUCAGCUUUACAUUCUCGAGACCAGUGGCAACAUGGAGAGGGCCCAGGCCAAGUGUGAUGAAGUAGGGGCAGGCCUGAAGCACUAUGAAGAGAGAAUUCAGGCCAUCAGGGACCAGAAUAAAGAGAAAAAAAAUGAGCAUGAGAAACUGUUUAAGCAUUAUGAAGAGCUGUGUAAGAAAUGUGAUGAUUGUAAGAAGAAGUUUGAUGCCCUGGAAACUAAGGAUGUUAAGAACCGAGAGGACCUAAAGCAUGCCAAAGGCAAAGCAAAGAAACUUGGCAAGGCAGAGGAAGCAGAGAGACACAGGCUUGAGGAGCUGAGACAGGUACCAGAGAAGAGCCAACAGGACAUUGAGACCAACAGCAAGUGGCUGGAGAAGCUGGAGGAGGUGAAGGCAGAGGUGGAGGCCAAGAUGGCAGAGAUCCAUGGCAAGGUGAAGGAGGAGACGGCAGGACUUCAAGGGGAGAAGGAGAUCAAGGAGACCGAGCUAAUGGAACUUCAGAAAAAUGUCAAUGAAACCAAGUCAAAGUAUGAGGUGGCCCAGUCAGAGCUGGACAUAUAUCUGAGCAACCAGAAGUCAGAGACCAACAAGCUCAGAGAUAUGGAAAAUGGCCUUGAAACAGCUACCAAAACAAUCAGUGAAAGGAAAGAGUCAGUAAAGCUUCUAGAGAGAAGUAUACCAGAGACAGAGGCAGCACUACAGAAAACAAAGAAGGAUUUGGGGGCUGCAACAGCUUUAGAAAAUCAACUAACAGCUGAGGUCCAGAGACGCCGUCUCAAGGUAGAAGAGGUACGCAGCUCCAUGCAGGCCAGUAGCAGCAAGAGUCGGGUGUUAGCUGCUCUCACUGAAGCCAAAAAACAAGGCAAGAUACCAGGUAUCCGUGGCAGACUGGGGGACCUGGGCGCCAUAGAUGAGAAAUAUGACAUUGCUAUCUCCACAGCCUGUGGUUCCUUAGACAACGUGGUGGUUGACAGCAUCAACACAGCGCAGUGCUGUGUGGAGUUCCUGAAGAAAAACAACAUUGGCAGUGCCACCUUCAUGGGGCUGGACAAGAUGGAGAAAUGGAGAGAACAUGUUAAUAAAAGAAUUAAAACUCCAGAGAAUGUUCCAAGGCUUUUUGAUUUGGUGAGAGUGGGAGAUGACAGCAUCAGGACAGCUUUUUACUUUGCCUUGAGGGACACACUAGUGGCCAGUGACCUGGAGCAAGCCACGCGCAUCGCAUAUGGGAAACAACGCUUUCGUGUGGUUACACUGAAGGGGGAUCUCAUUGACCAGUCAGGCACAAUGAGUGGCGGUGGAGGGCGUGUCAGUAAAGGCAGGAUGGGCUCUGCACUGGUUGCAGACAUAGAGCCAAGACAGCUGCAGGAGAUGGAACGGGAGCUGGAGCAGACCUGUGCUGCGGCUGAAGACAGCCGGGUGACCAGAGACCGACUGGAGGAGUCUGUUUUGCAGAUGGAGAAAGAUCUUAAACAGAUGAAACUGAAUGUUGAGAAAUUCAGGAUGGAAGUGAAGUCCCUGACAGAGCGAGAAGUUAGCCUUAAAGAUCAGAUAAUUGCGCAGAAAGAAAGAGUAAAGGCAGCCGCUCCAGAUGCCAAGCAGCUGAAGGCGAUGGAGACUAGUGUGUCUGCAUAUAAAACAGACUAUGAAAAAGCUGCCUAUUUUGCUUCCAAGGUGGAGAUGGAGGUCCAAAGGUUACAUCAGGAUAUCAUGGAGUAUGGAGGAGAGGAGCUGAAGGCGCUAGACACCAAGCUGAAGAAGGUAAAGGGAGACAUGGACAAGGCAACUGGAGCCAUCACCAAGGCAAAUGUGGCACUGAAAAAUUCAGACAGGAAUAUGAAGAAAUGUGAGGCCAAACUCAAGUCUGUUGAAGAGGAGAUUGAGGAGAACAAACACAGCAUUGCUAACAUGGAGCAGAUGUUUAAGGCCAUAGAAGAGGAGGCCACACAGGUCAUGACACAGUUUGAUGACAUGAAGGCCCAAAGUCAAGAGUGUGAAGAUGGCUUGAAGGUGCUUAAGGCAGAGAGGGAGAAAUUGGAAGAGGAGGAGACGCAAAUAGAGAAGAACUGCAUUGAAAUCAGACAUGAGAUGGAGAAGUAUGAGACUGUUUUAAAGGAGAACAGAGAUAAGAUAAGGCACUGGGAGAAAGCUAAAUCUAAGCUGGCCUUGCAUAAGUUUGAUGAUGGAACAGAGACAGAGGGCAGUCUGGAGGUGAUUCCAGCUGAAGAACUGGCCAAAAUGUCCAAAGAAACCGUAGCUUAUGAAUUGACCAUACUGGAGGAAAAGAUUGUGCAAGUUAAGCCCAAUCUAGCUGCUAUUGCAGAGUACAAAAAAAAGGAAGAACUUUAUCUUCAAAGAGUUGCAGAGUUGGACCAAAUAACAGACCUGCGUGACCAGCAGCGCCAGCAGUACGAGGAGCUCCGUAAGCAGAGGCUUGACGAGUUCAUGUCUGGGUUCAGCAUCAUUACCAGCAAGCUGAAGGAAAUGUACCAGAUGAUUACGCUGGGAGGAGAUGCUGAACUGGAGCUGGUUGACUCUCUGGAUCCUUUCUCCGAGGGCAUUGUAUUUAGUGUGAGACCUCCCAAGAAGUCAUGGAAGAACAUCUCCAACCUGUCUGGUGGUGAGAAGACCCUGAGCUCAUUGGCAUUGGUAUUUGCCCUGCACCACUACAGGCCCACACCUCUGUAUGUCAUGGAUGAAAUAGAUGCAGCUUUGGACUUCAAGAAUGUUUCCAUUGUUGCUAAUUAUAUCAAGGAACGUACCAAAAAUGCACAAUUUAUCAUCAUCUCACUGCGUAACAACAUGUUUGAACUGGCUGAUCGUCUGGUGGGAAUUUAUAAGACCAACAAUGCUACCAAGUCUGUGACAAUCAAUCCAAAGAAACUGUCUCUGCCUCUACAAGAAGUGCAGCAGGAUGCUUAAGUAGGAAAAUGGACGUCAGUUGAAUCAAAAUUGAUGCCAGUAUCAUAGCUGCCCCUCUGGUGUGACAUUGAUAUUGCGUAGAUCUCAUUAUCAACACUAUCUCUCUGGUGUGACAUUGUAUUUGCUAAGAAGGAAGUUGAUAAUGCUUCGUAAAUAGGUUUCUCACUUGUAUUGAAUGUAAUGCAAUGUUACUUAUGCAGAGGAAUUCACACAUUUGUAAAGAAGCAUGGAAAUACUGCAAAUGACAUGUUAAUUUUUUACAUAUUGUCAUUUUCAAGGUGUGACUGAACCUCCAACAAUAACAGAGCUAUAAAAUCACUUACCUUAUUAAUUAGCAAGUGAUCGUUAAAUGAGUACAUAAAAUGUGUUGGAAGAGACUGAAACCUGUGCCACAUACAGUUUUUGAAAGUCUGCCUUGACAGUAUUAUAUAAUUGAUAAGAAUUGGUAAUAUUAUGCACUUAAAUGUUGCAUUAUAUUGUGUAUAAAUUUACAAAAAAAAUUGUAUACUGUCAACAUUUAUGCUUAAGAUAAAAAAAAAACUGCACUUUAUUAUCCUCAAACUUGGUGGGGUGAUUCAUUGUAUGUUAAUGCAGCUGAAUUGAAUUUUUAAGUAGCAGCUCUAUUUGAGUAUAUCUUUUGUUAUGCUUUCUUAUUUUUUCAAACACUGGCGUUUUCAAAAUGUGCCUCUUCACUCCCAUCCACCUGAAGCCCUGGCUAGUAACAUUAUGUUGUGCACUGUCUUCAUUAUUUUUAUAUUGGGAUUUUUUGCAUAUGAAUUUGAACUCUUAUGGGCCUAGCAAGAUUAAAAGUUUGAAUACGUAGCAGCUUUAUUGAAAUAUUUUUUGUACAGAUGUGUCUGUACAUAUAGCCGUCACCUGCGUCUGUUGUCCCCAUCGUCGUCACCGUGCACAUUCACUGAUAAUGAUAAGUGGUAAAUGGUUUAACUUUUUGGCUUCAAACUUACAGAACAUAUGAAUAUUCAUAAAACCAAGUUGAGUUGAAGAAAAACCUAUUUUGGGCAUUGCCUCCAUAGUGACCAUUAAAGGGAAACCAUGUCACUUACUCCUCUCACACUAACAGGAAAACACAGGACUGAAAUAAGGCUUCAGUUGGAAAAUCUCUCAUUAGUAAUUUUCUUGAAGUUUAAUAUACAGUUUUUUGUGAAAAUUUAAUUUUUCAUAUAUUGGCACUUUCAAGGUGUGACUUUGAACUUCAGUUGGCUUGAAUACCUUUGCAAGUCACAUUUUCUGAAUAUUCAUGAUGAUUUUAUUAUGUUAUUAAAAAUUGAUGGUCAUUAUGCUGUUAAGCAUUAUUCCCAUAUGGGGAAUUUUCAAUGUGGGACUUACAACUCGCAGGGGAGUGAAGUGAAGUUGCAAUCAAAUUUUUAAAUGUCCAUGCUAUUAAUAGGAGGUAAUUGUUGGUAAUUAUACAGUUUAUCAUUAUGUAAUAUUGCAUCAAAAUUGACAGCAACAAAAAAAAAAAAA
Lingula anatina is the source of this 5062-nucleotide messenger RNA. Its product is annotated as structural maintenance of chromosomes protein 4. The record is from RefSeq and is a predicted model, not a curated record. Gene Ontology annotation, cellular component: condensin complex; chromosome. Lineage: Eukaryota; Metazoa; Brachiopoda; Lingulata; Lingulida; Lingulidae. Gene Ontology annotation, molecular function: ATP hydrolysis activity; ATP binding; protein binding. Gene Ontology annotation, biological process: mitotic chromosome condensation.